AUGCUUAUUUUAUUAUUUAUACCUUAUUUGAAUAGUUUUAAAAAGUAUUAUUUUAGACUAGCAUAUAAUAAAAAACAGAGAUAUAGCUUGAAAAUUGCGCAAAAUUAAUAAUAUUAAAUAUAUAUAUUCAGAUAAAAUAACAAAAGAAUUUACAAUCAGAUGAUUAUUUAAGGAUGAUGAUUCAAAACCAUUUAAGCAAGCAAAAGAAGUUCUGGAGAAAUAUGGAUUAACAAGUUACAAUUUGGAUAAAAAUCCAAAUUAUAAACCUCUGCUUGACUCAAUUGAUAAUCAUGCAGAAAAAGGGAACGAGUCAAUCAGUUUUUGCUAUUUUAGAUUAUUAUAACACCCACUGCCAAGCACCCGAGGACUAUUAUUUCUUCCAUAAUGUUCCACCGCCUGCUCGCCAGUCUGCACACGGCUUUGCAUUGUGCUACUUCUUCGGACGAGAACUUUCACUCGCUCGUCAAAGUCGCAAAGUUUGUGUAACCCUGCCGAUAGUAUAUAGCUUGACUUUAAUAAAAAAGUCAAAAGGUCAAAAGUUUUUGGCUAGCUAUCAGCAAAAAUGAAACUAAAAACCAAAGUUGCAACACCAAAGUGUCUCGAUUGGCACUCCUGGGAACUCCUUUUGAUCUUUUUAUCCCAUUUUUCAUGAGGAAAGCCACCCCGGGAUUGAACUUUGGCUGAUCGCCGUCGUCGUCACUACAUACUCCAGUCAAGUAAAUCCUGAUACACGCAUCGGAUCCUCUCUCUCUUCUUCAAAAUCCCUGACUUGUUAAGGCUCAGGCCUAUAAAAUUUAAUAGGUUGAGACGAUUUGCAACUGCAUUUAAUUUAUUUUAAAACGAAUCAAAUUCGUUACCAUCAUUUUCUAAUCAUGAUAAUCCAGAUGAUAGCGAUAGAUUAGGUAAUGACAGUUCUGAAGGCGAAGAGUUUCAUAAUAGUUUGCAAAAUAUCAUUAUGGAUCCUCCUAUUAAAAUUUAUUGCUCAGAUGACCCUCCUUUAGAGGAUAGCAGUGAAUUAACUGAUAUUGAGCAUUCAAAUUUAUAUGAUCAUGACAAAAAAAUUGAACUAGAUAAGCCAACCCCUGCAAAUAUGCUGGAAAUUCCAGUAGUUUUUGGAGAGAUUUCUUCUAUGCCGAGCACUUUUCGCUUACUGCCCCCUCCAUGAGCGAAUUUAAGUAAACAAAAAAAAUUUUUAUAUAGAAAUUUUUUAUGAAAAAAAAAAUUGAUAUAUAAGUGAUAAUUACUAUUACGAAAUUUCUUGCUAAGUCUGUUUAAUUUUAAAACAGCUUGCAUUUUAAAACAUAAUUUUACAAAUUAAACUAAUAUUUGCUUCCCAAAAAAAAAUACUAUAAAAUUCAUAUAUAAAUUUUUAAAAAAAAUUAACAUCCUCGUAGGAAGCAAAACUUUUUUGUUGCUCACGGAGGGGGCGAGUUAGAAGAUACCACAGCGCGCUCUCAAAAUAUGCCAAAACUUGAGCAAGAAAUCCCAGAUCAGCUGCCUUUCAUUAUCAAUCAUUCAAGACAAACCAUUUAA
This is a messenger RNA of Blepharisma stoltei, 1533 nucleotides long. NCBI's taxonomy places the organism in Eukaryota, Ciliophora, Heterotrichea, Heterotrichida, Blepharismidae. The record is from the annotation of a GenBank genome assembly.